Messenger RNA from Cannabis sativa, 1966 nucleotides. Its product is annotated as lysine histidine transporter-like 7. Lineage: Eukaryota; Viridiplantae; Streptophyta; Magnoliopsida; Rosales; Cannabaceae. The transcript is spliced from 5 exons. The coding region runs from base 253 to 1836 and encodes 527 amino acids. The record is from RefSeq and is a predicted model, not a curated record. Gene Ontology annotation, cellular component: plasma membrane.
UAUAUAAUACUAGUAUAGAUAAUAUAUUAUUGCUAAUAUCUCUAUCAAAGUGUAGCUUCUGUCAAUAUUAGCAUAUACUUUGAAAAGAAAUAAAUCACAUAAAUUCUCUCUCCACAAACUUUUCAACGUAACUAAUUAGGUCAUCACUACUUGGAUUGAAUUCCCAUCUAAUAUUAUAUAUAGAUUGAUAGAGAAGAGGGGCUUAAAAUAGGACGAAAGAGAUAGAGAGUAUAAUUGGUUUGGUUUAGGCAGAUGGGAGAAAUAGUAGGGAAAUCCAAUAGUAACAAUAGUAUAAUUUCGGUAGCAGAUUCGAUGGGAGAGCAACAAUUUCGAACCACUUCUUCCUUAAAAACUUUUUCUAGGAAAAGUUUUGAUUCUUUUAGAAUUCAUAGUUUUGAUGAGGAGAAUCCAACUAUCAUUGAUGGGAUUAGUUUUUCCUCGGCGGCGGAGGCGGCGGCCGCCGUGUCCGGAAAAUGGCCUGGGAAUAAUAAUAAUAAUAAGGAGGAGCUAAACCCUCAGGACUCAUGGCUACCUAUCACAGAGUCUAGACAUGGCAGUAUAUACUCUUCUGUUUUUCAUGUCUUGACCUCUGGAAUUGGAUUCCAAGCCAUGCUAUUACCUCUCGCCUUUGCAUCUCUUGGAUGGGUAUGGGGAAUCGUAUGCUUGUCGUUGGCUUUUGUGUGGCAACUCUAUACAAUAUGGGUUCUGGUCAAUCUUCACGAAUCUGACUCUGGACUUCGUUACAGUAGAUUUCUCCACCUCUCAAUUGCUGCAUUUGGUCCAAAGGCUGGAAAAAUAAUGAGCAUAUUUCCGGUGAUGUAUCUAUCGGGAGGAACGUGUGCGAUGAUGAUUAUUACAGGAGGUGGAACCCUGAAACUGUUCUUCCAGAACAUUUGUGGUGAUGGGCCUGGGCUUUCGUGCAAGGCCCAAUCGGUGAGUGGGGUAGAGUGGUUCUUGGUGUUCACAUGCAUGGCUAUUCUUCUAGCUCAGCUACCUAACUUGAACUCCCUCACCAUAAUUUCAUUUGUCGGUGCUGUCACCGCAAUUGUGUAUUGUACUAUUCUUUGGGCUCUUCCCCUUGGUAUGGAUAGGCCCAAUGAGAUAUCGUAUGAUCCACUACCGACAAACUCGAAAAUGGACAAGUAUGGUGAUGUUCUAAAUGGCAUUGGAAUUAUCAUUCUUGCUUUCAGAGGCCACAACGUUAUCCUUGAAAUACAGGCAACAUUACCCUCAACUCCCAAAAACUCAUCCACUAAGACAAUGUGGAAAGGAAUCAAAAUCGCAUACUUGCAAAUAGCCAUGAUUUUGUUUCCCAUGGCAAUAGCUGGAUUUUGGGCUUAUGGAGAUAAGAUAACAUUCAAUGGUGGAAUGAUAAAAGCACUAUCUCAAUUCCAUGGACAAGACCUCUCCAAGUUCGUUAUAGGCCUAAUCUACCUCCUAAUAAUAAUAAACUGUUUAUGCACUUUCCAAGUCUAUUCCAUGAUCGUUUUCGACAAUUUGGAGUUUAGGUACACCUCCAUCAAGAAACAACCAUGUACGAGGCUGAUCCGAACAGUUUUUCGUCUUUGUUUUGGAGGGCUUGUGUUCUUUAUAUCUGUGGCUUUUCCAUUCUUGGGUAGCUUGGCACCACUGAUUGGGGGCCUAACAAUGCCUUUGACAUAUUCUUAUCCAUGUUUCAUGUGGAUAUCUAUGAAGAAACCUCUUCCUAAUCGGCCAAUGUGGUUGUUCAACAUGGUACUCGGUUGCUUGGGACUGAUUUUGAGUGUUUUUUUAGUUGUUGCGGCUAUAUAUAACUUGGUCGACAACGGCCUCAAUGCUAACUUUUUCAGACCUUAAUGUCACAUUUUUAUAUACCAUGAAGUUUAACUAUGACAACGUGUGAUACAUCAAGUGUGUCAAGUUGGCAAGUUUGUAUAGAUUCGUUGAUAAAUGAGAGUGACAAACAAGCUUGUUCUUUUUGGUAAAA